Messenger RNA from Helicoverpa armigera (cotton bollworm), 11186 nucleotides. RefSeq names its product F-box only protein 28 (gene dmpd). Gene Ontology annotation, biological process: positive regulation of DNA-templated transcription. The transcript is spliced from 9 exons. Lineage: Eukaryota; Metazoa; Arthropoda; Insecta; Lepidoptera; Noctuidae. Gene Ontology annotation, molecular function: protein binding; transcription coactivator activity. Gene Ontology annotation, cellular component: nucleus. The coding region runs from base 202 to 1836 and encodes 544 amino acids. The record is from RefSeq and is a predicted model, not a curated record.
CACCUCAUCCUUGUCUAUUCCUGUGAUAUCUAUCCAAUCCAAGUAAAAAAAGAAUAUUUUUUGUGAAAGCGUAGCGCAUUUGUGACUACUGCGUCUAAUUAUAAUUUUGUUUGUAAAGAUAUUCACUAUUUAAUUAACAAAAGAUGUGCAUGAAUUCUUCAUUUUCAGGAAUACCUAAGUGAAGACUAAAUUGGUGGCAAAAUGGUGUCGACAAGGCAAAUGAGCAGUGUCGGAGGUGGCAAUGGGGGCAGCGAUGGUGCAGGUCCCUCUCACGCGGAGCCCGUGGCGGUGUCCCGCGUCACUCGUCAUUCCAGCGCCUUGAUGCCGGGAGGUUCCUCGCCGCACGCUAGUACCUCUAAAUGCACUUUAGUGCCGGCCCCCAAGACUCACACUACCAAUAUACUUGAUUUGCCAGUCGAAGUUAUUGAGAAGAUUAUUACCUAUUUGGGAUUCAAAAGUGUCUCACAUCUUAGAAUGGUUAAUCGGCAGUUCAAUUCAAUAUGUAGCAGUAUAUUAAACUCUACAUUUCAACGGUUACAAAAUCAGAUGUUGCAUAGAUUUCAAUCAAUCAAAGCUAAGAUGCCACGUCGGGAGUCUGCUCGUAGAAGUCACCCGCUGGCGUGCGAGUCCGAUAUUAUUGAAACUUUGCAUAUGAGACUCAGUCUCUUGCAGAUGACAUUUGGAAAGCAUAUUGAGAGGAAACACUGCUGUUUCUUCCCAGGAGAGAUAUUAGAUGAAGUAUACAGUAUUCUGUCAUACUUAAAAACCACGACAAAACUAGCAAGACCUUACAAGGUGACUGAUGAACUCUUUGAUUUGACAACAAUGGCCAUGGAAUACUUCAAAGAACACAUUGAACCCAACUUGCCAGAGAUAACAUACUUUGGUACAGAUUUCUUUGAUAUUACUACAGCAUUUUCACCUGGCGAGAGUAGUAAAUCGUACAUUUGUCUGGACUCGCCGCCGCCCAGUGGGUUCGAGUCGUCUUCGUCGCAGCAGGCCGGGGCCAGCGUGUCGGACCGCAGGGUGUCUUCGCUGAAUAUGUACCUGGAAGAGAGUCUGCCGCCCUCCCCGCCUCCGCCGCAGAGCAACAUGGUGCUACGGAAACGGAUACAUCGCAUUAAACAAGGAAUGAAAAAGUACAACGACCAGCUAUCAGCAUUGCGCAGUGAUCUUCGUAGUUGCAAACGCAAGACGGCUCUUCAACAGAAACAAAUUGCAGAGCAACAGAAGCAGAUUGCUGAGCAGCAGAAACAGACCUUGGAGUAUGCUAACCGCCUUGAUGAUUACGAUAAGAAGAAUGAGGAAACAAGCCGCAAGUUUCAAACUUUAUUACAGGAGUUAAAUAAGUGCAAAACGGAGCUACAGUACUGGCGUUCCCGUUCCCCGGCCGUGCCGCCGCUCUGCGCCGAGUGCGGCGCGUCCCUACGUCUGUCGCCUGCCUCGUCACUAGCACAGUGGGCGGCCGGCACCAGCUCGGAGCCGACAGAGUGCGAGAUGGGCGCUGGCGACGCCGAGCCCGCGCCGCUGCCCAGCGCCGCGCCCGAGCCCACCACCGAGCUGCCCCGCGCCGACCUCAAGCCUGAACCCAAGUCCAAGCCUGACUCUAAAUCAGAAACCAAGUCCAAAUCCGAGGCGAAAGUGGAGACCACCACCAAAUCUAAACCUGAGCUUAAAGUGGAGAGUAGUAAAUGUAAACCGGAGCCUAAAGCGGAGAGCAGUAGCGAGUGCAGCGUGUCGACGCCGCCCACGCGGCGCCGCGCGUCGGCCGACGCGGCGGCCGGCGCCACGCCCGAGCGCAAGAAGCGCCGCCUCACGCGCCCGCGCAAGCUGUGAGCGAGCCCAAGGCUGCACAGAACAUUCUCGAAUCGACGGUGAGUCGGAUCAUUCUUGUUACACUACUUCCGAUCAAAUUUGGCGAGUUUACAGUUAGCUGUUCGGCUACGCAGUAGAUUUUUUUUGGACAAAAUUGUCUGUAGCCAAUAACCUACCUCAAAUUCGCCAAGUUAUUUCGGAGGUACUGUACAUUUGCGGCCCGAUGUUAUGACAAAAAAGAGGACCCUGAAUUUAGCGAUUCGCCUCGCAAUAUUUGUUGUUAUUUAUUUCUCGCGAUUGAAUCCACUUUAAAUAAAAUUGACAGUGGGUUAAUGCUCGCUUUACUGCAAUACACUGUUCCAUGUGCUUAACUUAUUGACCUGUGAUGUAUUGCAUGCGGUAAAUCCAGUUAGCCUUCUUUUUAUUCUUUGGAAUUAAAAGUGUAUUAUUAUAUUCAGAUUUUGAAUUUCGUUUAUAUUUAUGCACAACUACUGUUUAGUAUCAGACAUGUACUGUCUCUCGGGGUCCGUGAAAUUGCUAAAAUGAACUGAAUAGGUAUACCUAUUCUUUUAUGGUUAUUUGCUUUGCAUGGAUAAUACAUGAAUAUGAUUACAUAUAAAGUAAGCAUAUUCAUCUGCAAUCCAAUUGAAUUGGUUCGAAAGUUGUGUGUUGAUAGAGUUAGCAUUGAAUGUUAUAUUUGGAGCGGGGUGUAGUAAACCCGCAGUUGACGCGGGCGCCUCGGUCAGGACGUUGUUGAGUAAUGAUAAAAACUUUAUGUACGUACGACGAUCCGCAGCCAGUAAACAUUAAUCUGGAGUCCAUUAUAAAAAUUGCAUUCACUCAUAGUAUGUAAAGUAAUAUUUUAUAGAUUUAUUAAAAAUUUGUAGUAUUUAAAAUUGGUUACUAUCUCAGAAUAUGAUUUAACACACUAUGCACAUAAUAUUUUUUAUUUACUGACUAAACGGAGUAUUGCUUUGAUGUUGUAAUUUUUUAAACAAUAUAUUCUCCUGGGCGAAUUGUUUGCAUGUGUAUAUUAUUGUUUAACAAAUUGCAAGAUUGUGUUGUAGAAUUUUAUCUGAAACUUAGUUGUAAUAGUUGGAUUGAUUUACAAUUUACUGCUGAUUUGACCUUCAUUGUGGACCAUUUGUGAACAAACUAAAAAUCUACCCAAAAAUACUUGACUAUCUUUAUAAUUGAAAUAAUUGUUUCGGAACGAAUACUUUGUCAAUUUAGCAAUCGCAAACACGACUGCUGAUCAUGAUGGUGUAAUAGGUUCCAUUCUCUUUUUUUAUUGGAUUUUCUCGUAUAUAUCUAUAAAUUAAGAUUUUCCCUUGAUUAAUGAGCAUAAUAUUUACGAAGUAGUCCUUAGGUACGAUGUUCCAUAAAACUUGCAAUUAGUGGUUUUGAGGUUAAUUUAUUAGGAGUGGAUAGUAUUCUACAAAUUCGCAGCUUACUUUCAAGUAGUCAAGCUUUAAUUAAUCUGCACAAAGGUGACGGUGUGUUGGGCCAGCGUGCGCUUUAUCUUAAACUCAGCGUAAUUUUUGCCUCAUGAUUCUGAAAUGAAGAAUUGCACCACAAUAUUAAAGAAUCUUAUAAUAGUUUAGUAUUUUAUUUUUUUGGUUUGUUUACGCUGUUCCAUGGGUUUAGAUGCUUGCAGAUAUUGUUCAGGGCAGUAUUCAUAUACCAAAUGGCUAAAUAGAUUUCUUUAUGAUGAGAUAUGAUGUGUUAUAAAUUAUGAAACAUUUAAAUGACUUUAGUACUGGUCAAUGCUAUGUUUGUUUCUUUGAGGUGACAGUAAGAAAUUAUUAUUUGAUUAAUUUACUAUAGAAGAUAUUUAUUUAUUAGUCUAUUACACUUGCGUAACAACGUGAUUACCGACGGAUUGUCUGGUAUAAUUUCUUUUUGUGGCUUGCGAAACCAUUGGCAAAACUUGUUAUGCAUACGUACAUUUUUCAUAUUUUCCAAAACUGAAUUAAACAUGAUCGACAACGAAAUUAUUUCAUAGUUCACCUCAAGGAUCCAAUAAACUUUCAGUUUUAAAUAAUGUUUGAGUAAAAACGGAGUUUCUGCUAAAUAGAGACCACAGCGUCGCGAUAAGUGUUCGCAAUACUAAAACGGUGCUGUGGUCUCUGUCUAGAGAGUUACAAUUAGUUUUAAUUUAUAGGUUUUACAGCCCUGAUAAUUUUAAUUUAGCAAAAUAGGUUUUAAAAAUGAUUGUUAAUGAAAAUGGCGGUUGAAUGUUGUGUUUAUUUGUAAAUAUUCUAAAAGUAAAAUCACAUGUGUAAUGUACAAAUGAAUAUAUUUAUGAUUGUAUAAAUAUACAACAGUGUAAAUGAAAUAUUUUUGUGACAUGGUGUACAGUUAGGUGACAGUAGAUGUGGCAUAAAGCUAUUUUCCAUACUUUGUGUUUAAGAGAUGUGCUCACGGGCUUCACACAAUUCUUGCAUCAUGUCACUUAACAAUUUACGAACAUAUCAGCCAAAUUCAUCGAGUCAUCAUCGUGCAGGUUACCCAAACGAUAAGCACUUAGUUCACUAUUGUAUUCUGUAUCAAAUACGCACAACUACUACAUAUAUUUAUAUUGAUUGACAGAUUCGUUUAUUUAAUUUGCUAUUUGUGAGUCAUUCACCUUUAAUUGCGUUUGUGGUUUUCAUGCUACAUUAUUAUGUACAUAAUAUUCUUAGUGCAUAUAGUAUAUAAAUAUUUCCGAUGUUUUUUACAUACAGAAAUCACGAGUACAAAUAUUUUUCGUUAUUAUGCCACAAAGGCUUCUUUGUUUCGGUUACAAAAAUAAUAUUCCUCGUUUAUACUACAUACUAUAUCCUUUUACUUAGUCAUUACACUACAAUAUAUUACUUUGAACAAGACAGAUUGUAAAAUAUUCAAUCACGAGAUGCUUUUGAGAUAAUAAUUGUAGAGAACAUAUUAUUACUUAGGUGAAACACCUAUUUGGACAAUAAGAAAUGUUAGUUACCAUUGUCUGCCACAGUAGCGAACAUGCAUUAGAAAAUAAAGCUCUUAAGAUGCUUGACAGCCACGCUACAAGUGUUUUUACCCGACUGCCAAGAAGGGUUAUAUUUUUGCGCGUUUCUUGUAUGUAUGUAACAUUUUUUUUUACCUCAUAUCUACGAAACGGCAGAAUGCAUUACGACAGGCAGGGUAUCGACGGAAUUGUUUCGAUUCCUCAAGUAUUCUUUAGAUAUGACGUUCAAAAACAACAUGGCAUCUAAGUAAUCGCAGAUUGAAGUAAAACAUUUUCCUUUGUUUUCUGCAACAAUGAUAUAAUCAUUACCCAAAAUGGUAUAUAAUUAUCAAAAUAGAAAAAUAAACUAAAAUUAGAUUUGAUUUUUAAAAAUAAACGCCUAAAAUAGAGUGAAUAAAUUAUUAAUCAUUAAAUACCUUCACCAAGUAAACUAAAAAUAUUGCAAUCAAAAUAUUAUUUGAAAUAAAAAAUCCGCCUGUAUGAAAAAUUUUAACUCUAACUGAAAAGGUCGAAAACAAGUUGAAUAGUUGCAGUUUUGUGACCAACUUGAUAAGCAAGUGUUCCAUAGAACAGUCCCUUUUUUAAUUUUGGAAACCCAAUAUUUCACCACACUCACAGCAGAAUAUUGCCACAUAAAACAGACCACCUUGUGAAAAAGAAUAUUUAUUAUAACUCACUGACAUUGUUCAAAUUGUUCUACCUCUCAGUUCAUUAGUAAAGAUUUUGCGUGCAGGUGGAUUUUUUGAUUUUAAAUAAUAUUUUCUGAGUUCAUACACUAAAGUGUAACAUAUAGACGGGAAUAGAUAAACCGCUAAUGUGUGUUCAACGUACGACGCUACUCUCGUUUGACCUCUUUGCCAUGUUAAUCUGUAUAUAGUUACAAUUUGUACAUACUAUGUAUGCUGUGUGUAGGACUGUAGAUUGUUUCACAUUCUUAGAGUUGUAAGGCAAGAUAUAGAAUAAAAAGAAGUACACAGAUUAUUUUUAAUAUUUCUAUCUUGAGAGAACCGAAAUCUGAGUUUGUCUCACGCUGAGACGACUUAGCGCCUCGGCAGACGCUGCCGGCUCUAGCGGCGGUGCAAUCGUGUACAUUAUGUGUUAUAUUCAAUGGCUAUGAUAUUUCAACGAUCUAAUAACGAACUUAUAAGGUAACGUUUAAACAUUCUUGGAAACUCGGUACAUAUUUAUUGGACUAUUUUCUUUUAUAAUUUAUUUAAUUGUUAAUUUUCUAUUAAAGGUGAAUGUUACAAAUGAGUUUAUUAUCAUUUAGCCAAUUAUUAGAGUACAUUGUGUACAUAAUAACAUACUAGGUUAAGUAGUCCACUUAAAAUGAUUUUCGAAGUGCAUGCAACGGCGACAGGCGGUCUAUAUUCAUUUGUUAGUCGCGUGGAACUGGCUCAUUUCAUGUUGCAAAUGAUUAAAAUGUAAAAUAAUACUAAUUAUCUUAUAUUGUAAUAAUAAUUUCGUGUCGAGUUUAUCUUUGAAAGUGUUCCAUUAUACUUAAGUUGAAGUUUGUGAGGAAUAAAACAACUGAAAUGUAUCUGAUAGAUUAUCUGCCAUGCGAUUCUGUAACAAACACAUCAUCGAUGCUAACAACGACGAGUUCACAGAUGUCACAUCGUAGACAUCGCUUUUAAAAACAACGUUGCUGAAAACCGUAUUCGCUUAGCUCAAAAGUUCGUCGACGAUCUGCCGAACAACGAUGUCGGGUAGGAUGUUUACAGUGUUGCCAAGUUUCUUCUAAAGCAAUUUAAAGUAUAAUCGAGGAAAUCUCGACUAACGUUUUUUGGCAUUAUUUCGACAUUUUUAAUCAAUGUAAAUGCAUAACAUGUAUGUAUAAAACACAUUCUAUUCGAUAAGCAACGAAUAUUUAAUUAAUCAUAUCAUAGACCGGGCGCUAGAGGUAUGUGAGUAUGCAAAAUGUGAGUACCAAAUUUCGCCAACGGAUUUAGGUGAGGAAAAGGUCAAAGAAUAAUAAUGUGGAUCUUGCCGGUCAAUUUUUUGGUCCAUUUUUUUUUUACCCCCUCUUCUCUUAUUAAUAAAGGGAAUGUAUUCUAUGUAAUGUAAAAUCGUUUUAAUUAUUAUUUUCGUAAUAAUUUAUAGUAUUUUCUCGAGUUAUAAGUGAAGAUGGAUUCUUAAAUAAUAAAAAAAAAAAACAAAAAUUACAGUAAUAAUUUUUUUUUUAUUGAUAAAAAAAUGAAAGUUAUAUAUGAAAACCAGCUAAUUAAAUCAUAAAUGUAGUUCAAAGUAGGUAAAAAAAUAAUCAUUUUUAUUUACACAUUUGUUAUUGAUGCAUUUACAUAAUGAAAUACAAAACAAUUCCGAUUUUUUGCAAUUACAAGACAUUGUGCGACAAUUUGAAGUACAUUUACAUGGUGGAAUUAAUGACUCUGGUAAAGACGGCUUCGUCAUUUGUCGUGGACGUAAGUCACCGUUGAGCUUUUUCGUAACCAAAUGAACAAUAAAUAAUAAUAAUAAUAAGCCCCGCAGGGCAUCUGAGGCGGAUGACGGAGAGUAGCGACCCCGCGGGGCUAUAUAUCCGAGUGCUCCAGGGAGAGUAUACUGUCCCCCACCUCUGGCCUGCCGGAGUGAAGCAUGACGGGGAUAGGUCUCCCGCCUCUUGGCUUGCCUUCAUCGGCCAGUCAGAGUGGAGUCGCUAGAGCAAGGUUAGUCCUGCUCGGAGGGUAGGUGCCUCGUGGUAAGUGGCGAGUGGGCCGGUGAUGCUGGACCCACAGGGAGCGCGUGAUCUGCGUUUAACGUCCGCCAAGGCAUCCUCACCCUUCUCAGCCGCUCAUGUUCCUGUUGCCUUCUUGUUGCUUUUCAGUGACUGAUUCCCGGGGGCCCAGUAAGUGAGUUGGCGAGUCUCCACCUGCUAUUUUUACGUGUGCAAACAUUGUUAUCGGCAGGUGCCAUAGUUCCCAUAGUUUCCCCAUCCCUAGUCCAUUAGCAUCCCAUCACAAUAGCCCAAGUAGUUUUCAUCCAUAGUUAGCAAUAGUUUAGCACAGAACCGGGGAUUGUCCUUGGGUACAUUUCUAUAGUGUAUACAGGGAUAAUCGUCGGUUUUGUGUCACCAUUUCAUUAAAGUUGUCUCAGCGUGUCGGCUUCGGCCCCACGUCCGCCUCCCAAAAAUCCGGGACUCUGUAGUCCCGAGGUCAAAAAGAGACAUAAAUAAUAAACAGUAAAUAUUAUUAUUUUAUAUGAUAUAUAAAAAAACGACUUAAAAAUGCAACGUCUGUACGUCAAUAGAUGUAGAAACACACUAAACAAGUGAGCGCGCUAUGCUUACUGUAUGGGCGGAGAGGGGAUGUGAAGGGACUGAGAAGGGACCAUAACACCUGGCGGCAAGAUGUGUUUUGUCAUUAUUUAGGGUCUCAGGUAUAAGAAUCCGGUCACAGUUGCCGUCACUCGGAUUUUGCAUACUCAACUACCUCUAGCGCCUGGACUAUCAUUUUCGACAUAGAAAAUAAUGACUCAAAUCUUUGACAUUUGUUAUAAUCUAGGUUAUGUAGUAUAAUAUAUAGUCUGUGUGAUUUCAAAACUUUUCAAAACCAAAACAAACAUUUUGCUCAUAACUUGAUUAUAUCUUUAUUUAUCUAAAUACGAGAUUUCAAAGCUCCAAAUGGCUUAAGCGGUCAAGUGGACUUUAAAAAAAGUUGUACCCCUAACCAACGGCAUUCUACUUGUCCUGUGUUUUAUUUCAGUUUGGUUCCAAAACUAUCGAAAGUAAGUACACAGUACGUAACAUUUACAUUUUAAUAUACAAUACAGUCUUUGUGAACUACGUCUAUUAACUAAAAUAUUUAUCUUUUAGUGUCUCGCAACGCACUGCCUUCGUUGAGACAGCUGGAAGAGCUAGUAAGCUUUUUGGAAAACAAGGCACGAUCCGAAAACAACAGCCCCAAACAGUGACGUAGUGGGUGUAUGAAAAUAUUGGAGCAGUGGUGUAAGUACUGGAAGGACAAAAAGGAGCAGUUCAGAGGAAGUCCAGUUCAAUUGCAGCUGCGAGGCAACAUGAAGAAUUUGCCAGAACUCGGUGUAAUUGAGUUAAAAAUACAUUUCAUUAUGUGAGGAGAAUGUUUUGGAAUCUGAAUUUAGAUAAAUAAAUCCAUGCUCAUUAUAAAAUACAAAAUAAUAAAAAGACAUGUUGAAUUAAAAUAUUGUUUUAUUAAUUAAUGAUUACAGAAAAAUAAGUAUUUUUAUAAAAAUUACUUUGAUACCUGCACACUAUUGUGUAAUGUUAAAAUACUAUUUAACAUACACAGGUAAAAUAAUGCAACUUUUCUAAGUUUUUAUGUACUUUCUAAGUAUAUCUUGGACGCCACUGGCUGAUAAAAAGGUGAAGGAAAACAUCUUGAGGAAACCUGGACUAUAUAGUCUGAAAUCACCAACCCGCAUUGAGCAAGUGUGGUGCUCAAUGCUCAAACCAUGUGAGAGAAGGCCUGUGCCCAGCAGUGGGACGAUAAAAAAGAGGCUGUAACAGUAACAGGUACUAAAAUACAUAUGUAUUGUUAGAAGGUGUCACACAUAUUAUUGUUUAUUAAAUAACUUCUAGCAUGACGUCCACUGUCCAAGUCACUGCUAGAGUCCGGCUUGCUUGUUAACCGGGUCACAGUUGCUUCUUACCUCGUACUUAUCAAUAAUAUCUGGAUGGUUGAUGGCAUCUACUGUAUAUUGUUGAGUUCUUGAGGCAGAUGCCCGUGAGAUAUUGUUCUUGCAAUGUCAUAUAGCACAUAGCAUUAUUUGGUACAUAAAUCCCACUAACCAAAAAAUUUACAGUACAUACAAAAGGUUGAUGGCCAGUAAGUUUUAGGCACCUAUCCACUGUACUGUAUGAUGAUUUAUAUUAUAUUGUUUAAGUGUAAUAUAUUGGUGUGGUUGCUGAUUCCUCCUUAACGAUUCGCCUUUGUUAGGAAAGGAGAAAUCUUCUUUCAACUGUCUAAUCUGUUCUUCAGUCAACCUUAAUAUAGUUUUUAUCAGUAGUUAGUAAAUCCAUAUUACGUAUCACGGAGGCGUGACUUUUUAUUUAUUUAAUUAUCUUGAUGUUUAGUUUCUUCCAACAAAAAAAUCAUAAGUACAGGAAAGACGAACUGCCAUCUAAAACAUUAAAAAUAGGCGUAAACGUUUCAGGAAUUAAAGUACGAUAAACAAAACAUAAUAAAAACAUAUUUUUACAUUGCAAUUUAUUAAAUAACUUGCUUUACUUACAUUUUAAUCGCCUUCAUCCAAGAAAACAUCCACAAUUUACAAGCUUUUCGGUUUGACAGAUAAAAUCGAGGGCGAAGGCGAGGUUGUCGUUGCAGGCGAGGAUGUUUCGUGUUGCUGAAUACCGAUUUUCAUACAUUUGGCUCCAAAUGUUAGUUCUAUGUCACGCCGUCAACAUCGUUGAGGCGCUACGAUCGCGCAAUUUUAACUAAUGAAUACAGCCGAGUUUACAUCUGAUGUUACAACGAUGAUUUCUUGGUUGUAAAGAUGUUUUUUCUUAGUGAAUCGCACCCCUGGAAGUAAAGCGUAAGAUAAAUAUACUAAUAUUGUAAACACGAUGUCAUGUAUGUGUUGUAGAGCUUAAUGAAUUUAAAUUUUAGAAUUUUACUUUAGAUGAGAAACGAUUCGAAGUGAACAUAAUUGUGCCUAAAUCAGUUAAGUACUUAAUGUCAUGAAAAAAAUGUAAAUUAUAUGUGCGGACCGAUAUAAGAAGUUACGGUCUUGUGUACAAUAUAGACAUAUAUAUUUUAUUCACGAUCUUUUCGAAUGACGCAAGAUCAUUACUAAAUUUUAAAACCUUUUAUGAUGUUUGAAAACAAUCAUAAGCUUUUUAUGAGCAGUAAAACGAUGUGUUCUCGCCAGUUGUGGUUUAAAUCACUGCAUUCGUUGUAAUAUGAUCUUGAAACUUUUAAAUAACGUGAUUCCUUUUUAAGAUAAUAUGUGUGACAUAACAAUCCUACAAAUAUUUCAGACGGAAGGCAUAUAAAAGCCCACAGCUCUGAUAAAACCAUGCAAUUAUCCCAAUCUUCGUGGGAUAUAAAUACUACCUACUACUAUCGUAAUGUUUCUGUACCCUAAUCAAUGUUCUAUUUUUCUUCAUCAUUCAAUAGUGCAAUAUGUGAAUAUAUCCAUUCAAUGGUGUUAUUUUGGCAAAAUGUGCAGUUUUUAUUCUUCGAAACUUUAAAUAGAUGCGAUAGGGCUGUAAAUUAAGGUAUAAAAUAACGUUGUUAGAGAAGAUAAUGAUGUCCUGCCAAUUGCACUAAAUGCAUUACAGGAGUUUUAUGUUGUGCUCUGGCAAGUGUGUACAACCAGCAAGACUGUCAAUUGCUGUAGAUAUUCUCUUUAUGAUAGUUAUAUGAUAUAGUAUUUUUAUUAGACAAAAAUACAAUAAAUGUGUGAAGUCCAA